AUCAAUAUAUCACUUGUUUCACCAAUGAGUGACUCUGCACUCUCCAAGAUUGGAGAACUUAUUAAAAUGGAAGAUGAUUUAGUUAAAAUCAGCUCAUUGCGUCAACAAUUUCUCAAGGAGAAAUCUUCCCUUGAUAUCAACCUUUCUGCAACCACACAACGUCAAAUUGAUGCUAUAAUGGACAACCUUUCCAAAUUAAACAAUACUUCCAAAAGACUUCAAUCAAUAAAAGGUAACAUGAAUAAGAUCAACCAGAUUUAUGAUGAAUCAAUUACUGAUAUCAAGGAUUAUGACACCAUACGUAAAAUGACUAUAGUUAAUUCAUUUUUGACUCAAGUAUCAAACUUGAAGGGAGAUAUCUUUGACUUUAAGGCAUUUCUUGACAUUUUGAAUCAAAAUAUACUGGAUGAAUAUGAUCAACUUCGUCAAUCUUUGACUUACCCAUUACCUAACAUCUUCCAAAUUCAUUAUGCUUAUACUCAAGCGAGGAACUUUACAGAUUACAUGGAAACUUAUUCCAAGUCCUUGUCUGAUGAUUCUAGAUCCCUUGUUUUGAAAAUUGUAAGCCCCAUGAAACAUACAAGAGUAUUAUUUGAUGAAUUGUUAAAAGAGGCUAUUAUAAGUUUGAUUGAAAUGGCCAAGGAUGAAAAUUAUGAGUGUAUUUUUAAUGUUGUUAAAGUUAUUGAGAUUGAAGCUAGAGAAGAUAUGAAAGUUGCCAUGAUGGAAAGCCUAAAGUUAAGUCAUGACAAUAGUAUGAUCAAUUAUUCCAACUUUAGAAGUUCUAGAAGAAACUACAAGAAGUUCUUUUAUGAUAAAUUGGAAGAGUCACUUGAUGAGACUUUUAAUAACUGUAUUGAAUAUUAUCCUGAAAAGAUGCAAGUUUAUGAUAAUCUAGGUUGGUUAGAAGAAGAGCUCAUAUUUGUCAAGAAGAGCUUGAUUAUGUUCUUUCCUCCCACAUGGAAAAUUGAUGAGUUUAUUCAGAAUGUUUAUUUUAAUAGAUUACAUAAGUUCACCAUGGAAGUUAUUGAAAGUGAACCUACAGCUGAGGAUUUAAUGAAGAUCUUAUCGUAUGAUAAACGAUAUGGAAAGUUUAUCGAAUCUUUACAAGAAGGUAAACGAACACCAAAAGACCAACGUUCAAUUAUUGGCGAAGAUUUGAAGAAUGUUGUCUUGGAAGAUUAUCUCAAGGUCAUUGUGUCUAAAAUGGGAGAAUGGAACCGUAAUUUAAUGAAACAAGAGACUGAAUCAUUUAGACAAAGACUGGAACAACCAACUACUUAUAAUUAUUUCCAACUGUACCUUGAUGACGAACAAGGAAUGGCUGUUGAACGUCAAUUUGAAGCUGAUGUAUUUGUAUUGCCAGAUUUCACAACUCCAUUAACGAUGUUGCAACAACAAGCAGAUGUUGCAGCUGAAUCGGGAUAUUCCAAUAUUUUGGUUGGUGUUAUUGAAAAUUGGUCCAAAUGCUAUCUUGAAAGAAUUGAAAAUUUCCGAAACAUACUUGAAGAUGAAAUUGAUCGAUACAUGUCUAUAUAUAAUAAGGAAAAAUAUCUUAUCAAAGAAAGUGCGGUUAAAAGAUUAUUCAAAAGAAAACCUUCGCAAGCAAUUAUUGACCCCGAUGCUUUAACCGACGAAGAAAUCAAUGAAAUCUCCCGACCUGGUUUAAUCGAGUAUUUGACAGCAUUAGGUAAUACAUUUGUUAUCAAUACCGAUAGACUUCAAGAUAAAUUCUUGCCUAAAUAUAAGGACAAUGUUCAUGCCCAUUAUCAAGAUCGAAUCCAACAAGCAAUCGAAAGCACUUUAACUCCAAGUACUGAUUUAAAUGCCCAAAUUAUCACUGCAAUAGUUGAAAUUAUAAUUAAUGAUCUAUACCCUGCAUUAUCGACAUUAUUUACCAAGAAAUGGUAUGAAGAAGAUCAACAAACUUCAAAUGAUCCUAUUUCGGCACAAUUGAUUGUUCAAACCAUAAAAGAAUAUAUGCAAGAUUUGAGAAGUUAUGCAUCUUACGAUAUGUACCUGUUGACAUUUAAUGUAUUGUUGGAUAAAUUUAUUUCCAGUUAUAUUAGAAUUGGGUUGGAAAAUAUCUUACAUGGAGAUGGUAAGAAGAUUGAUCCAACUGCAGUAAAGAAGUAUAAAUCAUUUUCCGAAGCAGUGGAUCGUGAUAUUGCCGUAUUCUUUGGUGGAUUAUCAGACUUAUUUACAGCCAAGGACGGUUACUAUCUCAUGACAAGUUUGAGAGCACUUGAAUUUGUGGCCGAUAUUGGAAUGUGUCCUGAUCCAAUGAAUGAUAUUCCCCACAUCUGGGAAAAGAAUAUCUUGCCGACAUUUUAUUUUUGCAAAGUUGAUGUUGUUCGUGCUACUUGUUUAUGCCGAAAGGAUAUGGAUAAGGUUCAAAUUAAUCAAUUGAUCCCCGAAUUGGAAGCUAUACAACGGGGCUACCAUGCCAAUGUUGAACCACCAGAGGUGAUAGUAACUGCAUUAGCUAAUAUUGAAUUUAAUUAGGCGUGUUUAGAAAAAUAUAAUUCUUUUUAGUCUUCAUCAGAAGAUGAGUAAUCCAAAUUGUUGAUAACAGGUGUAGAUAUAGGUUUCUUCUUGAGUGUGAUUUUACUUGGGAUUGUGGUACGUUUGACGGUUGGAAGCUUAGAAGCCUCCAAUGGUCUUUUCAGUCGGGAAAAUGCGGUCUUUGCAAUUGCUUCAUCUUGGUUAUCAGCUUGUUCUUGAAUUUUCUUUUGUAGUUGUAUAUCUGAUUCGACUUUCUUUUGUGCCAUAUCAGCUAUUUUAUCAGUUCCGCCUUUUGCUUUCACAUCAUCAAGUUUAACUUGCAAUUCCUCUAAUUGAUCAUUUAUCUCUUGUUGUUUUUGUUGUUCUUGCAAUCUCUUUUCAAGAUUUUGCAUGACAUCUCCACCAUUAUUCAACUGUUCCUUUUCAGACCAAAACGGAUCAUACUUUCUCUUUUCUUUUAAAAGUUGAAACUUCUUGUUCUCUUCUUCUUCCUUCUCUAGCCGCUUCAAUAGAUCAUCUUCAGAUUCACCAGGUUUUGCAUUUGAAAUCUUUUUCUUUGGUUCAUAAUUUCGUACCGCCCCUUCCUCAGGGGUAUAACCUGCAGUUUGUGGAUUUGUUUUAAAAGUAAUGGUAUUGUUACACCCGGGACAAGUUAUAUAGAAUCUAAUGAUUUUAAUAUUAAGAUAUUUCUCAUUGGUAGUUUCUUUUCUUGCAUUAAAAGAUCUUCGUUCAGCAAUAUAUUCAUUACAUUUAAGACAUCGCAUAGAGUAUGGUGCCAUCAUACGAAUCUUGAUUGUUUGAUUGCCAUUUUGUUUCUUCUUCUUGACUACCUUGGAUGGAUCCCAAUCUGGAGGGUAGUACUUAUUUAUGGCUUUUCUCUCGGACAUGGUAUGUGGGUUGAUGAUUAAAAAAAAAAUACUUACGGGAUGCAAACACAACUUUUGUGAAUAGCCACGCAUUCUACAGUGUAGUGCAAAAUUUAUAAACUUCUUUUGGCAAAUCUACAAAUUACAACUCCAUUUAUAAUAUACAUUCGGAGGGUUUCUUUUUAUUAACUAAACCCAAAAUUAAAUAUUAUAUAUCCAUGAUUGAAAUAAAGUAAUAUAAUAUAAACAUUUCAAGCUUAAUCGGCGUUUCUUCUGGCAGCUCUCUUGGCAGCUCUCUUUUGAGUACCAAAGAUCUUCUUGUCUCUGUUCUUCUUUUGCUUUCUUUGUUGUCUGGAAGCCUUUUCAACCUUGGUAGCUAAACCGUAUCUGACUAAUCUGUAGGCUGGUUCGAACUUCUUGGCAUCAGCAACGGAUUGGUAAAUUAAACCGAAACCAGUAGACUUACCUCCACCAAAUUGAGUUCUGAAACCGAAAACGGAAACAGCAUCCUUUUCAGCCUUGUAAAUUUCAGCCAACUUUUCUCUUAAUUCGUCCUUGGAGACGUUAGCUCUGUUUGGGUGCAAGACAUCAAUGACAAAUUGUCUUCUGGCUAAUAAUGGGUUGGAAAUAACCUUUCUAGUUCUGAUGGUAACAGCGUCACUCUUUUGAUGAUAUUUCUAUAACGGUUCAACUAAGAGAAAUCUGAAAAUAAAGAUUGAAAUU
Molecule: messenger RNA, 4091 nt
Organism: Spathaspora passalidarum NRRL Y-27907
Lineage: Eukaryota; Fungi; Ascomycota; Pichiomycetes; Serinales; Debaryomycetaceae
Gene: SEC6
Product: SNARE-binding exocyst subunit
Exons: 2
Coding region: 25-2502 (825 amino acids)
Biological process (GO): exocyst localization; exocytosis
Cellular component (GO): exocyst
Molecular function (GO): SNARE binding
Source: RefSeq, a predicted model, not a curated record